Poecilia latipinna (sailfin molly) is the source of this 2652-nucleotide messenger RNA. RefSeq names its product inositol monophosphatase 1. Gene Ontology annotation, biological process: phosphatidylinositol phosphate biosynthetic process; signal transduction; inositol metabolic process. The transcript is spliced from 9 exons. Lineage: Eukaryota; Metazoa; Chordata; Actinopteri; Cyprinodontiformes; Poeciliidae. Bases 142 to 981 code for a protein of 279 amino acids. Gene Ontology annotation, molecular function: inositol monophosphate 1-phosphatase activity. The record is from RefSeq and is a predicted model, not a curated record.
AAUCCACCAAGAAGAAGAAAAGAAGCGGAAGCUCCAGCCUCCCACUGCUAAACGUCAAUGUUGUGGCUGUCUCUCAUCCUCCAGGUAGGUUAAAUUAGCUUGAGGUGUCUUAAUCUUAAUUCUUCGCUCCUCUCUGUCAACAUGAGCGAUCCUUGGCAGGAAUGUAUGGACUUCUGUUUAGAUGUCACCAAACGGGCAGGAAAGAUGAUCCGCGAGGCGCUGCAGAAGGACAUCACCAUCAUGCAGAAGAGCUCUCCGGUUGACCUGGUGACCGAGACGGACCAAAAAGUGGAGCAGCUCAUUAUAUCUUCCUUAAAGGAGAAGUACCCCACGCACAGAUUCAUCGGUGAGGAGUCGGUAGCCGCUGGCGCUCCCAGCGUUCUCACCGACGAUCCCACUUGGAUCAUCGACCCCAUCGACGGCACCACCAACUUUGUGCACAGGUUCCCCUUUGUGUCUGUAUCAAUCGGCUUCACAGUGAAGAAAGAGAUAGAGUUUGGGAUUGUCUACAGCUGCAUCGAGGACAAAAUGUACACGGCACGGAAGGGGAAGGGGGCAUUUUGCAACGGAAACCCCAUCAAAGUGUCCGGACAGAAAGACAUUAGCAAGUCUUUGAUCCUGACUGAAAUGGGCUUCAAGGAGGAAGCUGAGCACUUCAACAUUAUGUUGGCCAACAUCAAGACUAUCCUCACCAUACCUGUUCACGGGAUCCGCUCCCCAGGCAGCGCAGCCGUCAACAUGUGCCUCGUGGCGUCUGGUUCGGCCGACGCUUACUAUCACAUGGGGAUCCACUGCUGGGACAUGGCUGGAGGGGCGGCCGUCGUGACUGAGGCCGGAGGAGUCAUCAUGGACGUUUCAGGUGGGCCGUUUGAUCUGAUGUCACGCAGGCUGAUUGUUGCCAGCAGCAGGACGAUAGCUGAACGAAUUGCCAAGGAGAUAACAGAGUUCCCCGUCGGCAGGGACGACACAGAAGGCCCCUAAACCUCCACAGCCAGCCGAAGCCGAGUAAAAACACACACAGCUGCUUUCAGUGUAACAAGUGUGGAGCCUGUCUUUGCCUUAAGCACCAAAAUGAUACAGUUACCUCUGAACAACAGCAGGCGGGUUCUUUAAACACUUUAUUCUCCUGGAUAUCAGUACUUAGUCAUACACACAUGCUUUUAUGUUGUUGCGUUGUUUGCACUGUGUUGUAUUUUAUUGAAUCACUCAGGCAUUUUUUUUAAUUAUUAUUAUUCAGUCAGAAGCAAGAAAUUCAUUUUUAUCAAUAGGUACCUCAAAACAUCAUCAUUACAGCCAUAAAAAUAUUAACAUAAAGGUUCAUUACUAUCAUUACUAAAGAUACUUAAACUAAGAAUAUUCAUUCAGUUGGGGGGGAGGGGGGGGGGAAUCACAUGUGAAAAAUGUAACAUUUUUUUUAAACAUAUACUCUCAUGCAGGUUAUUCACAAUAUCUUUAAACUUUAAAAGAUAUUUCUCAUCAUUCUUAAAAACGGGAAAGACAACAGAGCACUGAAUUCAAGCCAAGCUAGUUGAAUCGGCUACAAGAGAAGAGCUGCCGAGUCUAAACUUGCCCAUGUCUGCAGUCAGAGCCAUAAAAACCCCACAUCUACAAACACUCUGCAGCAAAGAGCGGCGUCUUGGCCUCAGUAUGUCUUCUUUGCAGCCAGCACAUGCUAUCUACAUGCUAACCAGUUUUUGCAGGUCAAUAAAAAAAAGUCCUAUUUGUGAUAAAACCUCCAUUUUAUGGCCUUAAAAAGUCCUGUGUCCAGAUUUCUCGUACUGGGUCUGAAAUCUAGUAUGAGACACUAUGUCUUAGAUAAUUUGUUUACUGCUUAAUUCAUCAGCUUUUGUUGACAAUAGACCAAUUUUUGCCUAAGAUAGAAGAUGGUAUCUACAGGCAAUUCUAAUGAAAACACUCCUGCUCAGUUGACCAUUUCUGGUCUUAAAAAGUCCUAAAUGUAACUUAUUGAAACUUGUAGAAGCCUUUAUUUAGACAGUGGCACCAUAGAAAGUCUUCCUACAUGUAAAUUAUUUCAUUGUUUUUUAACUGGAACUGGUGCUUUGGCUACAUGAAACUAAGCUUUAGCUUUCCAGUAUCAAACACUGAGAGUAGGAUUGGUGUGAUAUAAAGCAUUAUUAAGCAGAAAAACAACUGAAACCUAUUAUGCAUGGUGGAAGAUGUGGGAUGCUGGGGGCUGUUUUCCUUUCCAAAUCCUCAGAGUCGUUGUUGGAGUGGUUGGUAUUGUUAAGUCUUUGAAAUGCCCCCAAAAUUUAAGUCAAAUUUUCUCAAGAGGAUCAUGAUUUCCAAACGUGACCAAACCAACCCAGAAACGGUUCACAUGACGCAAUUAUUUCUUAAUGUUGGAUUCUUUUUUUCCCUCCUCGGAAUAAAUAUGCUGUUGGGUUUUAUUGGAAUUGUCCAGUGUGAGAUUAUUCAACCUCAAUUAUCUUAUUUGUAUGUAACUUAAGGGUUUUUAGACAUCUUUUCCAGAAAGCGCUGUACCUGUUUUAAGAGUGAAUUUAGCUUGCACUGUACACAAUUCACCACAUACACCACGUGACUAACUCCUGUACUGUAUAUCUAUUUUUUUCUGUACUGUAUGGCUCUUUAUCAAGUCUAGAAUAAUAAAAAAAGCAUGACAUGUGUUUUUUU